Sphaeroforma arctica JP610 is the source of this 972-nucleotide messenger RNA. RefSeq lists its product as hypothetical. The transcript has 5 exons. Gene Ontology annotation, molecular function: protein serine/threonine phosphatase activity. Bases 109 to 780 code for a protein of 223 amino acids. Lineage: Eukaryota; Ichthyosporea; Ichthyophonida. Gene Ontology annotation, biological process: protein dephosphorylation. The record is from RefSeq and is a predicted model, not a curated record.
GAGGACCACCCCGCCCAGAGCGACACUAGCACCAGUGGCAUAUGGUCUUUCUAUAGUGUGUUUGACGGCCACGGGGGAGGGGAAGCGUCCAAGUUUUGCCGCGCAAAAAUGGCGCAACGAACAGCUGUGCGCGUGGCACAUGCAGUGGAGAACUGCGACGACGGUCACGUCGAGGUGUCGCUUAUAAAAGAAGAAUUGGGGUACGUGUUUGAUGAUGUGGAGUCAGAGUUUGUGCAAUGGGCGGAGAGUGAGGAAGAUACCAGCGGCGCCUGUGCCCUGGCCGUUCUACUCAAUGACCAGGAUAUGUUUGUAGCGAAUGCAGGCGACUGUGGAGGUGUUUUGUUUACCAUCAAGGCCGACAAAACGGUCAAAACACGGUCCAUCAACCAUCGCCACAAGUGCUCCAACCCCAGUGAAGAAAGGCGCAUUCUCAAAGCAGGCGGUAGUGUUAUCAUGGGUAGAGUUAACGGUGUGCUGGAGCCUACUCGAGCGAUCGGUGAUAUCGAUAUGAAGGGCCAGGAACGAGAGAGCGGUGUGAUUGCUACUGCAGAAUUACAUCACAUUGGCCUAGACGCGGCACUACCCUGGAUACUGGUAAUGGGUACAGACGGGCUCUUUGACUUCGUUACUAUAAAAGAAAUUCAGGCGAUGAUCAGGGAACCUUUGCGCACGCCGAGAGAUGUACAAGCACUCGCCACCCAGCUGUAUGAGAGUGUCAUAGAUGCUGAUGGGGACGAUGAUUGUACGAUAAUCGUGGUGGCCUCCAAUCCGACAACGUGAGCACGCACAGCUAUAGAUAAAAGUGAUAGUAAAUUAGGGCAUAGAUUGCGGUACACGAGAACGGUGGACAACCAUCACCGACAGCAGCCUUUAGAAGCUUAUGACUAGUGAAUGAAAACUCAUCAGUAGCCGAUAUGAAAUAGUGUGCGUUUCUAUUGCACUGCACGGCUAAUACCAAAUGAUGUGCACUGC